CAAGAUUUAGGAUUUCCUACCCUUCCUGAUCGAAGAUUGUGAAGAAAGUCGGACAGGGGGAAGGGUGCCCACCCUUCACUAUACCUACGUCAAGCGUCAGAUCCAUACUGCCGCAGGAGUUCUUGCAGCAGGAAUCAUGGCAACUUGGGCGCCCAUCUCGUUGUCGGGGCCAGAAGAACUGAAGGAUAUCUUUCCAGGAGUGCGGGGUCUCCAGAAGAUCCAGCAGACUCCACAGGAGCAAAGGAACACUGGAGUGCUCCCUGUGAUUGGGGCCGACCCGGUUGUGCUCCAGAAGGCUAUCAAUUUCCUCUUCAGCAUCAACAGCAGGAUAAAGUCCUCCGUUAGCAGGAGCAACGGCAGGGAGGCCCCCAAAGUCCUCGCUCUCUCAGGGCUGUUGAUCGGGAUCGUCGAGAUUGCAAAGCGGUUGCCUACUGCAGCAAAAGCAAGCGCGACUGCAGACUUGGGACUGGAUCAGCCUUUCGCAAGUGCUUUUGCAAACGUUGCUGACCCCUCCGCAACAACCGCAGCGUGCACGACAGUGUACAAGGAGGGUAGUAUGGAUCACAACGAGCUUCUGGAUGACCAGGCGCGGCUUGCUGCAGUGGAGGGAGAGGAACACGCCUAUGGACCUGGUCCUGCUGCUCCCGCUCCCAAAAAACAGAAGCUCGAAGUCUCCAAAGUCACAGGAAAAGCGAGCACCCAAGAGAGUUCUCCCUCGAAAGUUAAGCCCGGAUCUCGCAGAAUGGAGACACCUCCGGAGGCUGGCCCACAGGUUUCCCCACCACCUAUGGAGGGCACGGCGGGCGGAUCGGGAAGCAGAAUAAGCCGCCUCUCCAAAGGCGUGUCAUAUCGUGUGCUCAACUUCGAACAACAAUACGAGCAUCUUAGGGACGUCUGGUUGUUGAAUCAGUCUUCGUACCAGCCAAAUCUUUACUUUACGGCUGUCUUUUCAGAGCUCCAACUGGAGCUGGUGGUCAACCUGGAGACGGGUGAAGUUACAGUUCGGCGGGCCGUCUGGGAGGCCAAGGCUAGCCUCCGGCAAGGGUACCGCAAGAAGAUCGACCAGGCCGCAAAAACCGCCGUGUGUGUUUACAUAAACAACUUGGCACACGGUGUGGUUAUCAAGAACGUAUAUGUUCUGUUCACGCCGGAGAAUACUGGCUGGGAGCUCGGUUAUCACCCGCAUGAGCUGCGGGGGGACAUCUUCGUGUCGGAGUUCCUUGAGUUGUCAAAACGGGACCCCAAGAACCCCAUGGAGUUCAAGGCCGGCGACCAACUGUUGAAGGGGGGGACAUACAUUCUGAAGGCGUUCCUGGGGGACGCGCUGUCGAAGCUGAGCGUCAAGGAGAUGGACGACAUCCUGGUAGACAUCGAGGUCAGCCAGGUGUUGUCGAGCAUCCACCUCAUGCAGGACGCCUUCAGGGAGGAGGCGCCGUGGUUUGAAGAACCUCUGCAUCGCUUGGAGCGGAAGGGAGAUGACCAGGACGUCCCUCCAGAAGAGCAGUUAGGCAGAGUGACCAGGGGGAAGGUCAAGCGGCAACGAGAGGUGGCGGCCUACGAGAAGAUACCUGUCCCAGUCCCACCAAGGCCCCCUCCAAUGGACCCCAAGAAGUUUGAAUGGAGACGGCUCCUUGAAGAAGGCGACCGGUAUGAAGCGGUAGGGAAAGAGGUGCGGCGGCGCGGACAAGACCUUCAAAGGCAAAGCUACGAGUUGGGGCCUAACCAGACUGAGGAGCGAAAACUCGGCGGCAGCCUGGGGUCCACCUUCGAGUCAAGUGGUUUUCUUGUUUGGAUAUGUUUACGGAAGUGCCCAACGCAGGCUGGAGGAGAUUGCGAGAAUAAGGAAGAUGCAGGAGGACGAGCUGGCCGAGAUCAACAAGUCCUGAUCAGGUGA
This is a messenger RNA of Klebsormidium nitens, 1894 nucleotides long. The record is from the annotation of a GenBank genome assembly. NCBI's taxonomy places the organism in Eukaryota, Viridiplantae, Streptophyta, Klebsormidiophyceae, Klebsormidiales, Klebsormidiaceae.